Messenger RNA from Cherax quadricarinatus, 2268 nucleotides. The record is from RefSeq and is a predicted model, not a curated record. NCBI's taxonomy places the organism in Eukaryota, Metazoa, Arthropoda, Malacostraca, Decapoda, Parastacidae.
GGAAGGCACUAGUGCCACAUUUAAAGAACAUCACUCGCAAUGACCGGAAGCGCAAGACACUGGUUACUGUGAAAAGGUAAUGCAAACGACAAUCGCAAGCAAUUCAGCAUAAAACGCACAGAGACACCUGAUUCGCCGGUACUCUGAGUAGGCUAACCUUGAGUGCAGGUGACGCCAUACACGCGGAACGCCCCCAGAAACAUUCCAUCACCACCCAUCAUGUUCAUGUCGUCCAGGCUAUUUGGUGAAGCCCUGCACCUUCUGAAUAUCCCGCGCCUGCCUCCUCUAGGAGGCUUAGGCAUGGGUAGUGUGGGCAUGGGUGGUGGCAGCAAAGGCUUCUUCAGACCAAGUCACCGAUGCAUCAGCCUCACUCACAAUGGAAAAAGUUCGGCAGCCUUGGAAUUGGAUUUUGGGAACCACAAGACAGCCUUCAGACACAAGACAGCUAGAGAGCUGCUCCGAGGACUGGUGGUGCUCUACGCCUGUGCUAUCGACCCUUUGGUCAACCAUAGCUACAAGUUACUGACGCUAGGAGAGCGGGUGCUGGGGGAGAAGUUGCUGGGCUUUUUGGUGGCACCCUUCUAUAACCAGUUCGUGGCUGGUGACUCCGGGAAAGAGCUGGGCGCCGUCAGCAGGCGCUUGGCCAGCGUCAACGUCAGAUUGAUGGUGGCACCCAUGCUAGAGACGGAUGUGGGCGAGGGCCAUGAUAUAAAAGAAAUGUACAUCAAGAAUUUGAACAAGACGUUGAACUUAAUUGAACUAAGCCACCAACACUCUACCUUGAGGGGCACCAGACCCAUCUGUCAGACUAAGAUUACUGCUCACCUAACUGCUGAUGUUCUGGCAAGAGUGUCGACGGCCUACCAGUCUCUGAGUACUGAGGGGCGGGUAGCAGCCGUGGCAACCACAGCCAAGUUGCUAGCACAGGCAGGGAAAGAACAUCCUGCAGCCUCCAGCUGUGUUCAGGCACUCCAGCCACUGAUCCUGAGUGACGCUGACGCCGAAGAGCUCAUCCUCUCCCUCCCUCGCCUCUAUAAACUCGGAGAUCGGUGUGUGGCUCUGGGAGUGGUACUAGCCGUGGACGCUGAGUAUACAUACACCAACCCGGCCAUCAACUUGCUCACCCUCGCCAUGAUGAAGGUCUUCAACUGCUCCUCCACUCCCAUUAUUUGGAACACCUACCAGGGCUACCUCAAGAGAGGUCGUGAGAACUUGGAACACGACCUUCAUGUAGUCCAGGCCCUGGGGGCCGAAGUAGGCUUUGGUGCUAAGUUGGUCCGUGGAGCCUACCUGGAACGUGAGAGGUCACAGGCACAGCUCCAGGGCUACCCUGACCCCGUCAAUGAUACCUAUGAGAACACCAACGCUAUGUAUGACAGCAUGGUGAAGGUGAUGUUGCAGGAGGUUGCAAGGAAGCGAGAUAGGAGAGCAGUGGUGGUUGCGACCCACAACGAGGCUUCAGUUAAGCAUGCAGCUGCCACGAUGGAACGACUGGGUAUUGAACCCCUGGAGGGCAGUGUGGUGUUCGGCCAAGUAUAUGGCAUGGCUGAGAACAUCUCCGUGCCCCUAGCUGCAUCAGGGUUCUUGGUGUACAAGUCGGUCCCAUCUGGAAGUAUGUUGGAGGUGAUGCCAUAUUUAUCAAGACGUGCUAAUGAAAACAGGGCGGUGUUGCGUGGCGCAAGGAGGGAGCGACAACUUCUUUCUGAAGAACUUCUGUCAAGGCUUUCCUUCUUCCGUUGACAUAUAGGGUGAGGGGAGUGGUGAAGAUAACAUGAAGUGUGAGAGAAGUGGAAUGAUUUUUUAUUUUAAUCAGGGGGAGGCACUAAAUGAAUAAUGGUCAUACAGUGCAAGGAAAAUGCGAGAAUGAGAUUCAAACAAGAGUUCCUCACUGGAAUCGAGGAACCUUGCUAGAGGGACACACCUUUUUGUGAACCUCUGGAUGGGUUAUCUUAUGACCUUGGUAACUAUCAUUCCAUAUUAUUAAUAACAUUAUUUUUCUAUUAAAGUGAUAAACCCUGUAGUUUUCUUCCCUCUCUAUUCCUAAAUUUGUAAAUAUCACGACAGUGAAUCUAUGUAUUUAUGGGUAAUGCUAAAUCACUAGGGUUCAUACAGUGCCUAGAAAAUGAGAAAUGGAAAACAGUUAGGGUUGAUUCAAGAAAGUGGAUGGUAGCUGAUGUUAAAUCCCGAUACUAAAUUUUUUUUACAAUACAUAUAUGUGUUGCGGUUUUAUUAGUGUAAAUUUUUUUGCAAUAAAAGAUGCACUUAUAA